Protopolystoma xenopodis is the source of this 489-nucleotide messenger RNA. NCBI's taxonomy places the organism in Eukaryota, Metazoa, Platyhelminthes, Monogenea, Polystomatidea, Polystomatidae. The record is from the annotation of a GenBank genome assembly.
AUGCUCACUGAAGAAAACACUAGACUACGAGAAGCAAUCACCGCGAUGAGGCGUGAGGCGGAGAUAUCGGUGGUGAGCUCCAAGAGGAAACAGGAGCUGCAGACCAAAGAUGCAGAGCUCAUCGAUCGAUUGAAGAAUGAAAUAGAUGUCCUGAGAAAACGAUUAAAAAAGGCUGUUACUGUGAUCAGUCGGUUGAAUUUUGAAAAGCAAGCAUUAAAUGAAAUUAGCAACCGCCUAAGAUCAAGAUUACUACACUUAGACGGGUCUGAAAUACAAGCUACUUGCUCUAGACAGAAUACUAGCCAAUGCAGCGAAGGUUUAACAGGAAAUAAGUCAUUUCCCCAAAAACGACCACACACUGGGCGCCACGAAAGGAUAGGGAGCGGAACAACGGAAAAUGAAAAAGUAAAUAAAGUCGAGGCCCCGGAAUCUGUGAGAGCAGCCUUUAAUCUUCUUGAGGAUUCUGCUUCAUUGGGCGAUUUGCUAUAG